This is a messenger RNA of Hyposmocoma kahamanoa, 981 nucleotides long. RefSeq names its product ejaculatory bulb-specific protein 3-like. Bases 193 to 663 code for a protein of 156 amino acids. The transcript is spliced from 4 exons. The record is from RefSeq and is a predicted model, not a curated record. Lineage: Eukaryota; Metazoa; Arthropoda; Insecta; Lepidoptera; Cosmopterigidae.
AUACGUAUGCUAGCUGAUUGCAAACGUAAUAAAAAUUUUAAGUGCUGUAGUAUAAUCUCUAAAAGCCCAUUUUCGUUAAAAUUCAAUAUUAUAUUAAUGAAAUAUACUAUAGUAAAUUUUAUGUAGCGUUAACAAAUUUCAUCUACCCUAUACUUGGCAGAUAAUAUACCACGAUUCUGUAGAGCGUCAGGAAUGUUCGCCGAUGAUCAUGUGGACGGAUUUGCAGCCAUCAUGAGAAAGAGAGUGGCAUCCUUGAUGCGCAGAGUGCAUGGCAGCGGUAACAGCAUCAAAAUGAACACUCUGCUGGUGGCAGUGCUAGCGUUGGCUCUACCGUUGGCGUUCUGCUACGACGAGAUUUUUGAUAAGAUCGAUUUGGAUAAGAUCCUCGGCGAUGACAAUCUCUUUAAUAAAUACAUUGACUGCCUGCUCGACAAAGGGCCAUGUGAACCCAUGGAACACGCGCCGGAAUUCAGGAAGCUGGUACCAGAAGUGAUAGCUGAAGCCUGCGCAAAAUGUUCUCCAAUUCAAAAGCAACAUGUUAGGAAGACCGUCAACGCAUUGAAGGAGAAAAAACCUGAGGCCUUCCAGCAGUUCGUUGAAAAAUAUGACCCUAAGGGAGUAUAUCAAGAAGCUUUUGCCGCCUUUAUGAUCGCUAAGGACUAAACCUGUGCUUCAUCCUAAAACCAUACUUACAACAAGUUAUCUCUUUGGUAUUAUUAACUUUAAGGUCACAUGUACAGUAAGUAACAUAGGUUACAGAGGCAGGCUGACAUUUCUUCCUGAUUCACAUCACAUUCCUUCCUGAUUGGUUUGUACUCGUUCAUUGCUUUAUCUAAUCAAUCUUGAUACUCGACUAUUGGUUCAUAGUGGAAGUCACUGUAUAGUGAUAGCUACAAACCAUUGCUCGCUGCAUUUAAAAAGUAUGAUACUUUUUGUAAGAAUGGCCUUUAGAUGACUUCAUAAUUACAUAGGCUAACUCAU